CCAAAAAACACACACACGGUCAAUGUUCAAUGUGUGGACUUUGGAAUGUCCUACAAAUAAACACCAGACUGGAGCAGCUAGUUCACACUGCUCUGGGCUGAAAGACAGCGAGGAAACGAAAGACCUGAAUUUGGCCACCACAAUCUAAUCAUGGUGUUUUGGUGGACUUUGUAUCAGUCUGUUGCUCUGCUGCUGUGGUCAGGUUUGGCUUGGGUCAGCGUUACUGCAGGGACAUUUUUGGACCGUUCUGACGGCUUGGAGAGAAUCGGUGGCUCUGAAGCAACAACCUCUGUGGGUUCUGGGGGUUCUUACAGCACAGCAGGACCCAGAGAGAGAAACGGUAGCGGGAAGUUGCUGGUGGUGCCAAUGGACGGGAGCCACUGGACCGGGGUGAAGGCCGUGGUGCAGGAACUGGGUCGCAGGGGCCACAUGGUGUUAGUGUUGAUGCCGGAGGUCAGCAUGCGUUUGGACUCUGGAAAGCACUACAUGAGCAAAACGUUUCCCGUCCCUUACACGCAGGAUCUAUUUACCCGCAUGACAAACAAUUCUCAGCAGCUGCUGGGCUCUACUGCAGGGCUGAUCGAGAGAAUCUCAGGGAAAAUUAAGCACAUGAGAGAGAUCAUGAAUCUGGUCAUGUCCACUAGUGAGAGUUUGUUAUUUAACCACGAGCUGGUGGAGUUUUUACGCAAACAGGAGUUUGACGCGGUACUGACGGACCCCGUGAUGCCAACUGGAGCCAUUUUAGCCUUUAACCUGUCUCUGCCUGCUGUCUACAUGCUCCGUGGCCUUCCGUGCGGAAUGGAUGCGAUCGCCACGGCCUGUCCCGACCCUCCUUCCUACGUCCCCCGCUAUUUCACCAAACUUACUGACCGCAUGUGCUUCACUGAGCGCGUGUUCAACAUGGUGGUCUACAUGCUGGAACCAGUGAUGUGUAAACUGCUGUACUGGGGGUUCGAUGACGUGGCAUCACGCUUCCUGCAGCGCAGCAUCAGCAUGAAGGAGAUCCUAAACACAGCCGCCAUAUGGCUGCUGAGAUACGACUUCACCAUGGAGUUCCCCAAACCACUCGCCCCGAACACUGUGCUGAUUGGAGGACUGAACUGUGCUGUUAGUCGACCUCUGGACCCGGAGGUGUUGGAGUUUGUGGAAGGGUCAGAACAUGGAUUUAUAGUUUUCACACUCGGCUCAUUAGUUCCAGCGAUGCCAAAGGAGAAAGCAGCAGUUUUCUUCCAAGCCUUCAGCAGAAUCCCCCAAAGAGUGCUUUGGAGAUACACAGGUGAAGUUCCUCAUGAAGUUCCCAGGAAUGUGAAGCUGAUGAGGUGGCUUCCUCAGAACGACCUUUUGGGUCACCCGAAAGCAAAAGCAUUCAUUACCCAUGGUGGCUCACAUGGUAUCUAUGAGGGGAUUUGUCACUCUGUUCCCAUGGUGAUGAUGCCACUCUUUGGUGAACAGGGCGAUAAUGUGCAGCGAUUAGCCAGUCGGGGAGUGGGUGUGGUCCUGAACUUCUAUGACAUCAGAGCUGAUGAAGUAGUCAAUGCCCUAAAUACCGUCAUCAAUGACAGCAGUUAUAAAGAGAAGAUGAAGAAAUUAUCUGCUCUUCACAACGAUCAACCAAUAACGCCACUGGAUCUCGCAGUUUAUUGGACAGAAUAUGUCAUGAGGCAUAAAGGGGCGGAGCAUCUACGUUCAGCUGCUCAUAACCUGAAUUGGGUUCAGUAUCACAGCCUUGAUGUGUUUGGCUUUUUGCUGGUUGUCAUGGUGAUUGUUGUCACCGUGGUGAUGAAAGGCUGCAUGUUGUGUUUAAGAUGCUGCAGAAAGUUACAGAAGAGAAAAGAGGAGUAAAAUGAGCGUCUGCUUUUGGACACCAAGAUCAAAUAAAUCAUGUGAUUUA
Molecule: messenger RNA, 1891 nt
Organism: Silurus meridionalis
Lineage: Eukaryota; Metazoa; Chordata; Actinopteri; Siluriformes; Siluridae
Product: UDP-glucuronosyltransferase 1A5-like
Exons: 5
Coding region: 151-1842 (563 amino acids)
Molecular function (GO): UDP-glycosyltransferase activity
Source: RefSeq, a predicted model, not a curated record